Alternaria alternata is the source of this 1972-nucleotide messenger RNA. Its product is annotated as general substrate transporter. The transcript is spliced from 4 exons. Gene Ontology annotation, cellular component: membrane. Gene Ontology annotation, biological process: transmembrane transport; carbohydrate transport. Gene Ontology annotation, molecular function: carbohydrate:proton symporter activity. Bases 219 to 1778 code for a protein of 519 amino acids. NCBI's taxonomy places the organism in Eukaryota, Fungi, Ascomycota, Dothideomycetes, Pleosporales, Pleosporaceae. The record is from RefSeq and is a predicted model, not a curated record.
CGCUAGCCUCCUGGAUCGAUUCAUCACCCAUGUGUCUUCUCCGCACUAUCGCUCCACUUCCCCAUGGCACUGGAUGCAGACAUACCGGCGAUUUGGUCGAGACCACGAGGUGCGUCAGGCCGCUUCGUUCAGGGUAUAUAUAUGCGUAGAGAUAUGCGCUAUUGAAGCAGAAGCAUCGAAGUUUCAUCGACAAGAAGCCGCCUCUCACUUCGACCGCAAUGGACAGCAAACAGGAUAUCGGAGUUGAUCAUCGAGAAGAUGUUGAUCACCACGGCCAACCAGAAGAAGACAUGCGGCCGUGGUACCAUCAGCCCGAACUGCGAAAGCUGUACUUGCUGAUGCCAUUCUUGUUCCUCGGUUCUACUACCCUAGGGUACGAUGGCAGUCUCCUCAAUGGUCUACAGACUAUGCCAGCAUGGAAAGAGUUCUUCCAUCACCCCACAGGAUCACGUCUCGGCCUCCUAGGUGCAUUCCCGGGAUUCGGCGGCUUCGCAGUUCUCCUAUUUACACCCUACAUCGCCGACAUGAUGGGACGCAGGCUGGGCACCGCGAUUGGUUGCCUCCUAGUCAUUAUGGGCUCAAUCAUCCAAGCCUUUCCACGCAAGGAUAACCCAGACGCCAUGUUUCUGGCCGGCAGAUUCAUCAUGGGGAUGGGUAGCAACAUCUCGAAUGCGACGUGCCCACUUCUGAUUACUGAGGUUGCGCAUCCACGACAUCGAGGUAGGGUAACGACCGUAUACAAUACCCUGUGGUAUCUAGGUGCUAUCAUCGCGGCGUGGACGACGUACGGUACCUUGACUCACAUCUCUUCCGAUCUAUCGUGGCGUCUUCCGGUAGGCCUUCAAUGCGCCAUGCCUGGUAUACAGUUGCUUGCCCUAUACCUCCUUCCAGAAUCGCCGCGCUGGCUAGUCAGCAAGAACAAGCACUCUGCCGCAAAGAAGAUACUCACCAAAUAUCACGGGAAUGGAGCCGAGACCGACUUUGUGAAUUGGGAAUACAACGAGAUAAGUCUAACUCUGGAGGCUGAGAAGGCCGCGAGUGCCUCCAGUGGGUGGUACGAAUUAGUCCGGACCCCUGGCAAUAGGAAGCGCUGCUUGCUGAUCAUCCUUACUGCCAUCUUCUCGCAAUGCUCGGGCAACGGGCUUGUGAGCUACUACCUCGCAGCGGUCCUUCAGACUAUCGGCAUAACUAACUCCUCCGAUCAAGCGCUCAUCAAUGGUGGUCUAACAAUCUGGUGUUGGCUCGUUUCUCUCGGAUGCGCUUUCCUUGUUGAUCGAGUGGGGCGACGAACCCUUUUCUUGAGUGCCGGUAUUGGUAUGCUUAUCGCCUUCACCAUCUGGACCGCGUGCAGCGCGGUGUACGCGCAGACUGGAAACUCAAGUGCCGGUUCCGCGGUUCUCGCAAUGAUCUUCCUCUUCUAUGGAGCCGCCGGUAUCGCUUGGCCUGGCCUAACAGUUUCCUACACCGUCGAAAUCCUCCCUUUCAAUAUCCGCGCCAAAGGCCUCACACUUUGUUUCGUGUUCACGUCGCUAGCCGGUAUUUUCAACCAGUACGUGAACCCAAUUGGUAUUGAAGCAUUAGGCUGGAAGUUCUAUAUCGUAUACGUUGUGGUGUUGGUAUUGGAGUGCUUGGCCAUUUACUUCCUGUACGUCGAGACGAAAGGUCCGGCUUUGGAAGAGAUCGCGUUGCUAUUCGAUGGUGAUAGUGCUAAUGUCGCGGGGACGAACCUUGCAUUAGACCAGAACGGAGGGUUGAAGGAGCUCAAGCGUGGAGAGUGAUGGCUAUGCUGUUAUCGUCACGGAUAUAGGAUCGGUUGGACUACAGCGAAUUAGAAGGCUGUUCAGCGUGAGCAAGUGCAAAACCACUUCCCAUCCUAUGGUGACUUCAAAUGACUAUGUAAUACUCUCGGUGAAGCAACCCUCACGAUGUCUUGUAGCUUGGCGGGUAACCGAGAGCACUGCCUUUGUCGAAG